Molecule: messenger RNA, 2530 nt
Organism: Zonotrichia leucophrys gambelii
Lineage: Eukaryota; Metazoa; Chordata; Aves; Passeriformes; Passerellidae
Gene: ABRAXAS2
Product: abraxas 2, BRISC complex subunit
Exons: 9
Coding region: 49-1296 (415 amino acids)
Biological process (GO): attachment of spindle microtubules to kinetochore; mitotic spindle assembly; protein K63-linked deubiquitination
Cellular component (GO): nucleus
Molecular function (GO): polyubiquitin modification-dependent protein binding; microtubule binding
Source: RefSeq, a predicted model, not a curated record
CGUCCGGCGCGCGUGCGCCGUGGCGGCGGCGGCGGCGGUGUGUCCGUCAUGGCGGCGUCCAUCUCCGGCUACACCUUCAGCUCCGUGUGCUACUGCAGCGCCAACAGCAGCGCCGACCACGAAGGAUUUCUGCUGGGAGAGGUGAGACAAGAAGAGACUGUCAGCAUUAGUGAUUCACAGAUCAGCAACACUGAAUUCCUACAAGUGAUAGAAAUCCAUAACCAUGAGCCUUGUUCAAAACUCUUUAGCUUUUAUGACUAUGCAGGCAAAGUUAAUGAGGAGAGUUUGGACAGGAUUCUCAAAGACAGAAGAAAAAACGUUAUUGGGUGGUACAGAUUCAGGAGAAACACUCAGCAGCAGAUGUCAUACAGAGAGCACAUCAUCCACAAACAGCUGACACACAUCCUUGGAGUGCCUGACCUCGUCUUCCUUCUCUUCAGCUUCAUUUCCACUGCAAAUAACUCCACACAUGCUUUAGAAUAUGUGCUUUUUAGACCAAACAGAAGGUAUAAUCAAAGGGUGUCACUUACUAUUCCUAAUCUAGGCAACACUAGCCAACAGGAAUACAAAGGUUCUUCAGUGCCAAAUACUUCUCAGAAUUAUGCCAAAGUUAUUAAGGAACAUGGUACUGAUUUUUUUGACAAAGAUGGAGUGAUGAAGGACAUCAGGGCUAUCUAUCAGGUUUAUAAUGCACUUCAGGAAAAAGUACAGGCAGUAUGUAUAGAUGUAGAAAAAAGUGAACGUGUUGUUGAAUCUUUCCAAGCUGAUGUAAACAAGUUAAAAAGGCAAAUCGCACAAAAGAAGAAUGAAAAAGAACAAGAAAUAAGAAUGCAGCAGGCAAUUUUAAGCAGGCAAAUGCCAACAGAUAACGUGGAAGCCAUGUUUGUUCCCCGAAUGUCCUACACUGGCUUUGCUGUGGAAGGCUGCACGCUGGAGGAUUCCGACGUGUCCGAUCCUCCCCCGCCCUACUCGGAUUUCAACACAAGCACUCACGACAGCUCUGGCAGCCCCGGGCUCCUGGAGAGCAGCAGCAUCUUCAUGCCUCGGCCUCAGGCAGUGGGGUCUUCCAGUUAUGUUUCCACAAGUGCAGGAUUGAAAUAUUCUGGCAAUGGAGCAUCCAUGCCAUCUUCCCAAAGAGCGCUGCCUGACAAUGUUGACGAAUCAGAAGACAGUGAUUAUGAGAAUUUGCUCGAACCCACAGAGUCCUCUGACAGUGAAUACUCACAGACAAGGGAGUCACGACCUUCAGCACAUCCCGAUGGUGAUUCCAGGAACACUCAGACUUCUCAGAUUUGAUAGGGGGGAAAACAGAACAAAUCCACGUGACACUGUUUUUUCAUAAUUGUUACCGAGAGAUUUUGGGGAUUUGACCCGGAGGAAAUGAACUACACAGGAUUACUGUGCACACGAAAUGUAGAAGACUUGCACUAGAUGGUUUAUUCACCUUGUGAUACAUUUUGCAAGUUUUAUAAUGGAAUCAUUAGGAUAAUCAAGUUGUACUAAUACUGAUGAGGUUCAUGGAUGUACUGGUAAAAUUUAGGCAAAAUGAAAUUUAUAGAGAUCUUGUAGCUUUUGUUGCCAUAUUUUCUUUAAGACAAUAAAUUGGGAUGUAGUAACUAAGCACAGUUAGUCUACAGAUAAUGUUCUCAAAUCAAAACUUACCUCUUGCACUAUCAUGCCUUGAAUUUUAAUUUUUGAAAGGGAAUAAUAAAUAUAUCAGCCGCCUUCCGAAUAGCUUUCUAUGGUAAGCCAAAUUGGCCUUUGCAAGCAAAGAAAUUUUGAUAAUUCUGAGAAGCCUGAUAGGAAAAGACGUGGUCAACCUCCUUCUGUGGGCAUGCCCUCAUCAGAGGAGGGGUUUGGUCUGACCUUUUUUACAAACAGAAUGUGUCUCACUUCAACUGAUGGUUGCCUUUUUUUCUGUAAAGGAUGUUUGGGGGGGUGGGAUGCCUGGUAAAUCAUCCAGAUGAAUGUCAUAAAUAGAAUUAUUCUGGUUUCGCUGGGUUUACAAUGACUUUAUGCCACACUAGCCUCAUUUAUUGUCUCAUGUGUUCUUUUAGCAUAAAUAUGAAGUGCACAUACAGGAGUAAAUGACCGACAGAAGUAGUAAAUUCCAUCAUGAUUGGACUUUGGAGUCUGCAAAUUGCAAACAUCAGAGACUGCUACUUGCAUUUUAUUUGCAUCUGAGUAUUGGAUUUACGCUUCUAGAUGAGUUAUUUUAUGUGAUAAAUAGGGGAUAGGGUAGGAGAAGAUUGUUUGGAGAGUCCCCUGGGUUUAUUACCUCUUUUCCUCUGGGUGAAACAUGUAAAUGAUUAUUUUAAUUUGAAUUACAGCUCUUGUCAGAAAACUGCCGUUUGGGAUAAAUGAAGUGUGGUAUAUUUAGAGAAUUUCAUGUUUGGAUGCACUUACUUUUAUUUAAAUACUGCUUGUAUGCUAACGUUGCCCAAAAUAUGUGAAAUUGUGCCACUAAGAAGUUUGUAUUAUUGGACUUUAUCCCUGAUGUGUAAAUGAGAAAAUACACAUUUUAAGAUGA